Molecule: messenger RNA, 2528 nt
Organism: Triplophysa rosa
Lineage: Eukaryota; Metazoa; Chordata; Actinopteri; Cypriniformes; Nemacheilidae
Product: microtubule-associated tumor suppressor 1 homolog
Exons: 7
Coding region: 313-2427 (704 amino acids)
Source: RefSeq, a predicted model, not a curated record
UUGAAGAAGGCAUUGCUGGUGUAGAUGGGUAUUGAAGAGUAGAGGGGUUAGUCUUGGCAGUCUUCAUAUACGCCCACAAGCAGAGUGGUGCGUUUAGUCUGGUGUAGUGUUUACCACAGCACUUAUAGGAUUGAUACUGAGACGUGGAGCUGUGAGUGCUGCAGGAGUCUGAAUGGGAUUCGCUGAACUAACAUAAUGUUUUGCAUGGAACAUUUACUGACAGAGUUUCAAUAAAGUCCAAAAACUACAGUUCUCAAAACAAAAUCCAGUUCAGACACUUCUGAUGUAAAAAUUCUCGACAACUGCAAGGGCAUGGAGAUCACGCAUACAUCCAUGAAUCUUACUUUUUCGAUUGAGGACAAAAAUGGCAAUAACAUUACUUGCCCCAGUGAGCACUCUCCAGAUUCAGUGAGGAGCUCGACCAGUUGGAGUUGUGGAAGUUCAGACAGUCCUCCGGAUGUAGAAAUGGAGGAUUGCAUCAGUGAUGCUACCUCUAAAAAAACCUUAAAAAUAAAAUACCCAACCACUUCCGGCACCUUUACAUGCACUGAAGUGGACUCCUACAAGCCAUCGCGACAUGGUUCCAGUGAGAACUGCUGUUCUGUCAGUUCUUGUGAGAUGGUGAUGAGGAGCAACAGCUUCAUCUUGCAUGAAACUGAUCAGCCACUUAGCAUCUCAGUGCUUGGGAAGUCCAGGACCUCCUUGGAUAUAUCCUCUGACAUCGGUGUGGUGUCGGGCAUGUUACCCGAUGUCUGUGAGGGCCUUCAAGAAGAACAUCCAGCCAAGCUAUCAACGGGAGAAUCCAAGAAUAGGGGCUUAGAGUGUACCUACAUUCAACCAGGCGAUCAGACCUUUCUCAUAGAGGGAAAUUUGAUUCAAUUGCUGGACAUCGAGAAACAUAAAAGUGUAACACAUGUUAAUCAGAAAUCAAGUAAAGACGUGCAAAAGUUGCCAUGCAACACAGGUGGAUCAAAUCACUCGACUCCAGUGGAGGGGCUAGCUAUGCACCUCACGGCUUUGGAGGAUUUGGACAUCAGCGGUAACGCUCAAACCUCGACUCCUGUUCAGUCUGUAAGUAAUAAGACAUUUUGCCUUCCACCUCUUUCAGAGUCACCUCUUCAAAAAGAUGAAGGUGAUUCAGUGAGCCCAAUGGCUCAGAUCAUCAAUAGGCAGGAAGGUGACGCCUCUCAAAAGCCCAAGUCAUUGAUGGCGAACAGAAGCAAAAAGGUAGAAAUCAAAAGGUUUCCCAAGCCAAACUUCAGUAAUAUAAAGUCUAAAAUUAUAUCCCGUGCCACCAACCCUUUCAAGACAUCAAGUGCACCAAAUACCUCAUCAAGCAACGUUCUUCAAGCUAAUGAAAGUGAGAAUUUGGAUCAUUCUGCUCAACGUAAGUCAUCACCUAAUAAGUCCACCUCUCUGGCAGUCACCAACACCUAUGCUACACCAGCCCGACAUGUAAAGAGUUCUGUCGCGGUUAAAAGGACUCGCUCAUCCACUUGCCAAGAGAGUGGUCUGGCCUCAAAAUCCCGACCUCGCCGGUGGUCUGAAAGCGCUACCUCUUUCAAAACUGCUACAGAUGGCUCGCAAGAAAAAAAUCUGAGGGUCAAUGGGACCUUGAGCAUCUACGCCACACCACAGACUUUAUCUAAAGGAAGUUCUCAGAAUAAGGAUGGAAAGAUCAAACCAGAUGGAUCCAAGUCGUCUAAAGAAGAUUCUCAAGGGAAUGAGUCAAUGAAGGUUCGUGGGAAGAACCUGAAAAUCAGUUUGAUGGCGGUGUCUGCCAAACUGGCGACAGGAGCGGCAGCAUGCGUGUGGAGUCGAGGCAUGCUUGGCCCUCAGCCAUCCCCAGCCAGGACGGGAGGAGCCUCUGCUGCUCGCAUUCCAGCUCCAAACCUUCGGCCUCCUCUCUCGGCUGCAUAUAAGAUCAAACUUGGGACAGCAGGAAAAGAUGACAGCAGUACGUCUGACAUGCCUUCACCUAGAGUCCAGCUCCGCACACCUGAGGGAGGAGCCCAGUCCAGACCUGCCCAGUUUACACCAUCAACGGCAUCAGCCUCCAAACUGCCCAUCAAACCUAAAACGCAUGCUAAAACUUCCAGCAUUUUUCACACAAAUGGACACCCAAAGCAGGACCAGGCAGAGCCCUCUUUGGGAGCCUUGAGUAAACCUCCAUCUAAAAGGACCACACUGUUAAGAACCAAACUGCAAUCUCCAUCUACCAGAAGUGUACCAUCAGGAUGCAAGAACACAUCUUUAACAGGUCAAAGUUCAGCGAGGUCUUCAAGCAGUCCUCUGAAAACCCCAACCACAGCUCGGCCCAUGAGACCUGCUGCCACUCCAACAGAGAUCCAGUGGAAGAUUAAAGUCUUACACUUGUGUAAAUCUAAAUUGGUUCAGGUAUUGUGUGUCAAUGAAUUCAAUUAUUAGUGCUAUCCUAUACCUUCAAACAGAAUCAUAGAGUUCAUAUAGUGUCACCUCGGUUGGAUUGGGCACCAAAGGUAAUAUUUUGACAAUUAUUACAAACUAAC